CGCUGCGCACUAAUAGCAGUCAGAGCGCCGCGUGCCGCAUCGUUCACCGGUGAUUUGUGGGGAGUGUGUGGCACCGCGCGCGCCCUGCGGUCCCAAAGAAAAGAAACGAGGAGCGAUGGAACCGAGAGAGAUAUAUUGCGAUUCGCCUUUAUCACGUUAUUAUCGACUAUUUUUUCAUCACCACCGACCGUUGAAGCUGCUGGUCGAACCGAGUGUUUGUUUUUUGGCUGAUAUUGAGAGAUAAGGAAGCAACGACUUGUGAGAAAGGAGUGGUAAAAGUGUCCCGAGCGAUUUUCACCUCAAUUCGCCACAAAAUUUUACAAGAGAUUUACAAAGAUUAAAGUAGCUAUUUCUUUUGAGACUAAAGGGAUUUCUUUGCUUGUAUCAAAUCAACAGGACGCACAAACUGUUUUGUCACAGGAUUUGUUUAUUAAACGACACAAAGUAGUACAAACGAAGGAAAUUAGAUUUUAAAUGGACAGAUAAUUAAAUUUAAAAACAAGACAGCCUUUUAACACCGUCCAAUGAUUAUACUGUAAUGUAUGAGCAAAGUUGUAAAAAAGCCCCUCACUGUACUGUAGCGCGCGCAGAAGCAGCAUCAGCAUCAUUACUGCGGGCAUUCAACAUCCCACAGCGAAAAGCUUAGAAGAGAUUUGACUCACAACAAGUGCAAUAAUCCUCCGUAUACGUUCGCUAAAUGUUUUUAUUAACAUCUUCAAGCUUUAUCUUUUAAUUGAAGCAUAAAUGAAUGUAAUUCACGGGACAAACGGUUUGGCGCAGCGACCCGAAUGAUGAGCAGGAUGCUGCGCCCGCAUCACGGAAAAGCAGAAGGACAAGUAAGCCGCAUCCCUGCGUUAAAACACAACCUGGAGUCUUUGAUUUUCCUCUUUGGAUGAGUUACGGAUAUUUAUAACUGAACACUGUAGGUGGAUUUAUGUGGAUGAUAAAUCUACGGGAUAGCCUGGAUGGAGAACUACUGUACUUUACUGACCUCGAGGAACUUGUUUGGUGGCCAUAUGAAACAUGUUAAGAGAUGCUGGAUUGUCCUGAUGCAGCAGCUGCAGCUCCAUAGAGAUCCAUGUUAUUUUGUCGGUCGCUGUCCACUGCACUCGUGGUGCUGAAAUGUGGAUAAUGCCGGCGCACCGACUGCAGGGCUGCCGCUCCCUUCACAUGAAUGAAGACAAUGGGCGCUUUCUGCUGCUCGCCGUGCUCAUCAUCGUGUACCUGCUGUGCGGCGCCGCGGUGUUUUCAGCCAUCGAGAGGCCGUCCGAGCUGCGAGCUCACGGGCGCUGGAACCGAACCCUCCGGAACUUUAGCGACACAUUUAAUAUCAGUGUGCAGGAUCUGAGCUCGCUUCUGAAAGAGUACGAGGCUGCGAUUGCUGCAGGGGUUCGAGUCGACGCUUUGCGACCGAGAUGGGAUUUUACUGGAGCGUUUUAUUUUGUCGGGACGGUGGUGUCCACUAUAGGUUUUGGGAUGACAACCCCAGUGACGAUCACCGGAAAGGUUUUCUUGAUCUUCUACGGUUUGUUGGGAUGCGCGGGCACUAUUCUGUUUUUUAACCUCUUCCUGGAGCGCAUCAUUACCCUGCUAGCCGUAGUGAUGAAGGCCGUACGUCUACGCCGCUUAAGGACCAGCGGCCUCCUGCCACCGGGAAUCUGUCAGGAUUUCGCUGCGAGUACCCUGCCCGGCUGGAAACCCUCUGUCUAUCACGUGAUGCUGAUUCUGGGCCUGUCCUCUAUCGUGAUCUCGUGCUGCGCGUCAGCGAUGUACACGCCGGUGGAGGGCUGGGCGUACCUGGACUCUCUCUACUUCUGCUUCGUCACGUUCAGCACGAUCGGUUUCGGGGAUUUGGUGAGCAGUCAAAAUGCCGCUUACGACUACCAAGGCCUCUACCGGCUGGCAAACUUUCUCUUUAUCUUGACUGGCGUGUGCUGCAUUUACUCCUUGUUUAAUGUCAUCUCCAUCGUCAUCAAGCAGGUCCUCAAUUGGAUGUUGGGAAAAAUGAGCUGCUUGUGCUGCCAGCGCUGUAACAAAGCAAACGCUUUCCUAGGACGCCGUAACGCCAUCCGGCCCGGCUCGCGUCUUAGGCGGGGACGCUUCGGACGACCGCCCGACUCGGACGGGCCAUGCGAUAGCGACACGGAUGGCCGUAGACUUUCCGGCGAGAUGAUUUCAAUGCGUGACCUGGCGGGAUCCAAUAAAAUCUCGCUGGCCAUCAUGCAGAAACAGCUUUCGGAGUCAGCUAACGGAUUCCCCAGAACCGUGUGUGGAAGCUCGCGGCAAAAUGGCUUUUCUGGUGGUGUUGGCGCACUUGGCAUAAUGAACAACAGAUUAGCAGAAACCAGUGAGAUCUCUAGGUAGAGGAAAGCUUAGUGACUAGUUUAAGGAUAUCAAACUGCUUGGGUUUGACCGUUUGAAUUGGCUGAGUCUGCAUUGAGCUCGUGUCAAACAGCAUGGCAUGCAUGAACUGUAGGAUUAUCCAUUAGGAUUGGGAUUAUAUUAUCCUUUGGAUUUUUGAUUUCACAUAUCUUGUGGUAAGAAGACCCAUGCUAGGAGCAGCAAACUAAGUAUUUCCAUGUUUUAGAAUAUCAAUGGCAAUGCAACCCUGAAUAACUAAAUGACACAAAAUCUCUGACGUUAGACUUUACUAUUUAACCGGUGGCUAUUUAUAAGAAGCUUCUCUAGAUGAAAUGAUAGCGUCUGUCUGAAUCCAUCUGGAUAGCACAGUCUAUACACAACUAUGCAUCUUUAUGAUACAAACAUACAGACAUAAAUGAAAGGGUAUUUGUACAUUUUCACAGUCUCAGUUCACAUACUUACACACUUAAAAGUAUGAUGACAGGAAAGCUUUAGGUCAACCCAGGAUUAGGCCAAAAAGGGAUGAACCCAACCCGUUGGGUUGUAAUUUAACUUGUUUUAACCCAAAAUGCUGGGUUGGUUUAAAGCAAGGUGCAUGAUCUCUGAAAGUCAAUGUUGAUAUUUGAAAUCACCCAAACAAUCACGCCCCUACCCCAAUAGAAUCUGGACUUUCUUUUGAUAGACCCGCCCCACACAUACGCAACCCAGGCACCGAUGUCGGUUAGUAGACACGCCCCUUACUUCUGAUUGGCUACAAGUGUGUUUUGGUAGUCGGCCCGACUCCCUUUUCCAAAGUGUUUCAAACACCCCGCCUUUAACUCGGUGGGUCAAAUAUAAACAUUUUCUAGGUUUAUUAACUCUUUUUGACCCAAUGCUUGGUUGAAAAUAGUAUGACUGUACGGCAGUAUUGAAACACACUAGUGUCAUAAAAUCGCGCACCGCAGUACUGUUUGCAUGUAAAGUUGAUUUAUUUCUAAUGAAAACAACAGACUCACAAUCCCUGCACAAAAACAGACGAGCCCUGGCCUUUGGGUUGUAAAUAAACAUAUGCUGGGUUGUUUUAACCAAUUGUUGGGUCAAAUAUAAACAUUUAAGGGUGGUUUCCCAGACAGGGAUUAGUUUAAGCCAGGACUAGGCCUUAGUUUAAUUAGGAAAUAUAACUAGUUUUAACAAACAUGCCUUACUAAAAGCUAUAUCUAUGUGCUUUUUGAGGCUAAACUAAGAGCACUGGUGUAUUUUAAGAUAUGUCAGUGCAAGUUGUUGUUUUUUUAGUUUGGACAGCUCUUACGUUUAAUUUGAUCUAGGACUAGUCUAAUCCCUGUCUGGGAAACCGAAAUGUAACCCAACGGCUGGGCUCGUCCAUUUUUGGCCCAAUGCUGGGUUAAAAAAUAACCCAGCAUUUUUUAUAGUGUGGCAUUUCUUUUUAACAAAAUGUCAAUUAAUUUUAUUUUAUAACCCAUUUGUGGGUGACAUUAGCCAAAAAAGCAUGUACUGUAUGAAUCCUGAUUAAGAAAGAAUAUGUCAUCCAGGCACCAUUGGCAUACUGUGUACUCUGUAGUAUCUUCCACACUUAAAGGCUUUUUUUGCAUACUAUAGUAUGAGAAUUGAGAUGCAGCACAGAUCAAAAAGAAAUGCAUAACAGAAGUUUACUUUAUAGUUGGCCUGUGCCGAGAAGGAAAGUUCGAUUGAAGUUCUCUUUAUAGGACUAGUUAUAUAAUAGUAAACAGCAUUAAAUCUG
Misgurnus anguillicaudatus (oriental weatherfish) is the source of this 4099-nucleotide messenger RNA. It is a transcript of the gene kcnk12, whose product is annotated as potassium channel, subfamily K, member 12. Gene Ontology annotation, molecular function: outward rectifier potassium channel activity; potassium ion leak channel activity. Gene Ontology annotation, biological process: stabilization of membrane potential; potassium ion transmembrane transport. Lineage: Eukaryota; Metazoa; Chordata; Actinopteri; Cypriniformes; Cobitidae. Gene Ontology annotation, cellular component: plasma membrane. The record is from RefSeq and is a predicted model, not a curated record.